UUUCCAGGACAGUCACUCACUUGACAUUUCAAGAGUGGAGCUCAGCGAGGGUGCUUGCGUGCGGUUUAUUAAUUCAUCAGGAGCUCUGACGCUGCCAUUUAGACACACCACACAGCACUUGCUGGAGUCAGACAUCAAGCUCUUCCAAAAAUACUUCUGGGACAGGCCUCUUCUUUACCAGAACAAUAAUUCAAAUCAAGUUGAGACAGUGGAAGGUCCAUAAAUAUCCUGCAAUAUAACAAGCUUUGUAGAAGGUCCUGUGUGCUUGGCGUCUGACGAAUUGUCCUGGGAUGAUGGGAAGCCUUUCCAAGAUUCUGUGGUUCCUUCUAAAGAAAAUGAAGAUUGUGUCCUGUUGGACAUAGAGCAGAGACAUUCUACCCUUGACAUUCUCAGGAAACUCAAGGCUCCACCUACCUUAUUUUCUGCCACCAGACCUUCUGCCAUGCUGAGUGGAAGUGAUGAAGUAUAUGCCAACUGCAUGCUAGUAGACCAGGCUGGAGAAUUGAAGACUAACCAUGCUCAUGGUGAUGAUGUCAGCAGUGAAACAUGUCUGAGUCUUACCAACUCAGCUACAAUGGCUAAGAGCUCUUCAUCUCCCUCCCUUGAGGAGAAUGACCAGUAUCUAUAUAUACCAAAUGAAGGAAAUCAAAGGACAGUGGAAAAUGGAGAAAAUGCCACGUUAAGACAUACUUUUUUGCCUGCUGAUCCAUAUGGAUCAGAUUCAUACCUUCCAUUCAAGACACAUGGAUUUAUUAAGAAUCGGGGCCAACUUUAUGCUGACAUGAAAAGAAAAAGUUCAAGCCUUGAUGACCUUGAAGUUGAUGGUGGAAGUGGAGGUGUUUUAGAUAGAUCCCAAGUUCACUACCCCCCCCUUGGGUCUUCAGAAGCUAUGGCUUGUAGCAGAGAUGGAUUACACUCAUCUACCAGUCUGCAGCCCAAGGAAUGCACAGUGUCUGGGAUUCGGUCACGCUCCUAUUCCUGCUCGUCUCCCAAAGGUUCAUUAGGAAGACCUCGUAUUCCUCGGGACUUCACUGAUGGGGAUUUGAAUGAAGAUGGUGUGCUCACGAUCAGUGGUCGAUCCCUCCUUCAGGCUCUUUCACUCUCUAAGUCAGUGUCUCUGCUCCACCCUUGUAAGCGAGCCUACAGCCUGCCCAAGCAGUCCCAAGAGAAGAGGAUUCCAGAGGAAUGGAAUAAAUUCCUUGUACCUUCAAAAAAUGAGUCUGAAAAAUGUAAAGUGAGUCGGACUUUCAGCUUUCUGAUGAAUAGAAUGACCAGCACACGGAAUAAGCACAAGGCAAAAAAUAAAGAUACCAAAGAUAAACUGAACCGGCACAAUUUUACAAAUGGGACCUUCUUGGGAGUUAUCCCGUGUAUGGCCUGUGAAAAAGCCCUCCUCGGAAAAGAAUCACUGCAGUGCUCUUAUUGCAAUGUGAUUGUGCAUAAGAGCUGCAAGGAGUGUGCACCUGUGUGCACCAAGAAAUACCAGGAGAAGUACCACAGUAAAAACAAACACCAAGUUGGUGCGACAAAUUCCCUUCCUGGAGACAUUUCACGGAAGAUGCCCUCCAUAGUGCAUCCUUCUUCCUCUGUGCCUAUUGGGCUCUCUGCUGGAAGAAGGGAAGCUUCGCAACAGUCCUACUUCUUGUCCAAAAGUGUCCCCGGUGCCAGUCUUGGAAGAUCAAGAGCAUUUUCUGAACAAUACUCUGAGACUACCACCUGGAAGCACAAGUCACGGUCUGAAGAGACGUUACAAGCAUUAGGGACCUUUUCUUCAAUGGAUACUUUUAUGAUGGAAGAUUACGUGGAUUUUUCUCAGUGGACUCAUCUCCAUACAGAUGCACAAGAGUUUGAGGCAGAGUCCUGGAGUCUGGCUGUGGAUCCAGUGUUCUGUAGCAGGCAAGAAAAGGAUGUCAUCAAGAGACAGGAUGUAAUUUUUGAGCUGAUGCAAACAGAAGUGCAUCACAUCCAUACGCUGUUCAUUAUGUCUGAAGUAUUCAGGAAAGGGAUGAAGGAAGAACUGCAGCUGGACCACAGCACAGUGGACAGAAUAUUCCCCUGCUUAGAUGAGCUACUGGAGAUCCACAGGCAAUUUUUUUACAGGAUGAAGGAGAGACGGCAGGAGUCAUAUGAGGCAGGGAGUGAGUGCAAUUAUAUCAUCAGCAGAAUUGGAGACAUCCUUUUGCAGCAGUUUUCAGAGGAAAAUGCAACUAAAAUGAAGAAAAUAUAUGGAGAGUUUUGCAGCCACCAAAAAGAAGCCGUUAAUCUCUUCAAAGAACUACAGCAAAGCAAGAAGUUCCAGAAUUUUAUUAAACUAAGAAAUAGUAACCUACUGGCACGGCGCCGAGAAAUCCCUGAGUGCAUUUUGCUUGUCACCCAGCGAAUCACCAAAUACCCUGUUCUGGUUGAAAGGAUAUUGCAAUACUCAAAAGAAGGAACAGAAGAACAUAAAAACCUGUGCAAAGCCCUCUCUCUAGUUAAGGACAUGGUUGCAGCAGUAGAUUUGAAAGUGAAUGAAUAUCAGAAAAAGCAAAAGCUGUUGGAAAUUCUCAGUAGAACUGAAAACAAAACAUAUACAAAGCUGAAAAAUGGCCAUGUGUUUAGGAAGCAGGACUUGAUGAGGAAAGAGAGGAUCCUUCUUCAUAAGGGUUUAGUGUACUGGAAGACAGCGACGGGUCGUUUCAAAGACACCUUAGCUCUUCUUCUAACUGAUGUACUACUGUUCUUACAAGAAAAAGAUCAAAAAUACAUCUUUGCAGCUGUGGACCAGAAGCCUUCCAUUAUCUCCCUUCAGCGGCUCAUAGUAAGAGAAGUAGCCAAUGAAGAAAGGGGGAUGUUUCUGAUUAGUGCUUCGUCUGCAGGGCCUGAGAUGUAUGAGGUUCAUACCAACUCCAGAGAGGAACGUAACAAUUGGAUGAGGCAUAUUCAAGAUGCAGUAGAAAGCUGUCCAGAGGAAGAAGAAGAAGAAGGGAAAAUUUGUGAAUCUGAUGAUGAUAGACGUAUCGCUGAGGCCAAAGCAUCCAGAAUUCAGAAAUGUCAAGAAUCACUGAGUAACAAGGACCAGCAGAUCUGUAGUUAUUUGGAAGAGAAGUUGCAUAUCUAUGCAAAACUGGGAGAUAUGAGCGGGUUUGAGGAUGUUCAUGUAGAGCCUCACCUCCUUAUCAAACCUGAUUCAGGAGAAACUCCACAGGCUGCUUCAUUGCUGGCAGCAGCACUCAGGGAAGUUGAAAGUCUCCGUGUUGCUGUAGCAACAUCACAAGUGAGUGAAACGGACAGAGCACCAGAGGAAAGUAUUGAGGAAUUAAGUAUGAAGCAUGGAUUUAGUGCCAAUGAAAUCUUGGCCUGUCUUCUUGGUGAUGCAGAAAUAAAAGAAGAAUCAUCUGAAGCCGAUCACAGUGUUCAAAAGGAAAUGGCAGGUGCCAAUCUGAAGGAUAAGGGAGGAAGUGUGAGUUUCCCAGGAUCUACAGGGACAGAGAUCGUACAGGCAAUCCAGAACUUAACCCGGCUUUUAUACAGCAUACAGGCGGCACUAACUAUCCAGGACAGCCACAGAGAACUCCAUAGGCUGCUCCUGCAAGAGAAUGAGAAGACCAGUCGGGGCCAUGGUUCUCGCCUAAAUGUCCUUCUGGAACAAGAAAAAUACCGGAAUUUGGAAAAACUAAGAGUGGAGCUAGCCAACAUACACAAACUGAGGCAGCAGUUUCAGCAAGAGCAGCAGCAGUGGCUGAGUGAGUGCGACCAACGGCAGCGGGAGCAGGAGGCCAGGGAGGUCCGUCUGAGGCAGUGGGAGAAGGAAUGUGAGUGCCAGGAGGAGCUGCUGGAGAGGAGCCGGCAGAGACACUCGCUGCAGCUGCAGGAGUACCAGCAGAGCCUGGAGAGGCUCCAGGAGGGCCAGAAAAUGGUGGCAAAAGAAAGAAAUGGUGUGAAAAUGCAGAAGAAGCUCCUCUGGCGCUGGAAGCACGGUCAGGGAAGUAGCCUGUUGUCAUCCAGAGGGACCUGUGAGAAAAUGUGACAUUAUCAGUUGGACAGCUUAUGUGAUGAAAAUACAUUAUAUUUAAAUGAAGCUGUAGUGUGUAUAUCUCUAAGCAAUCUCAACAGAUCAGGUUCUUCUCUUGUUUACUAGGUAGGUGUGUAUGGGCUGAACAUUUCAAAUUCUGAUGCAGCAAGGACUAAUGGAAAUCAGGUGGACCUCAAAACGGAUACUUCUUCUCAGACAGAAUUAACCAAUGCACUGUGGAAAUCCACUGGUCCUUACCAGCAGAUGUCUUUUUCCUGCAAAAGCAACAAGGAUGCCCUUAAUAAUGAUCUGAAUGUAUCACAGAUCCAGAGUCCCCAAACAAGCAUUCCAAACCAGGGAUCCCUCCAGCUGCCACACGUAGAUGCGCUGCCGCUGAGCCACCAACCUGAAAGCCUGCAGGACACAGAAGGUGGAGGCAAAGUAGAGGAGAAGAUUGUUUACCUCUGA
Molecule: messenger RNA, 4462 nt
Organism: Merops nubicus (carmine bee-eater)
Lineage: Eukaryota; Metazoa; Chordata; Aves; Coraciiformes; Meropidae
Gene: ARHGEF28
Product: Rho guanine nucleotide exchange factor (GEF) 28
Biological process (GO): cell morphogenesis; regulation of Rho protein signal transduction
Molecular function (GO): guanyl-nucleotide exchange factor activity
Source: RefSeq, a predicted model, not a curated record